GUGUCUUGGUCAUUCACUUCGGCCAUGUUGCUUGUUUAUUUUGAACUGUGAUUGAAACACAAAAUCCUCGGUUAACUCGUUUUUUAUUUAGGUUUUUAUUCGGAUAAAGCUUCCUUUGUCUCACCGGGUGGUGUUGCCGAGAGUCAUAAUGUCGGAUCCCCACGACGAACUGUGUCCACCCAAUAAUCCAGAGGAGGAUGAGCUUACGUUGCCUCGGGCUAGUAUCAACAAAAUCAUUAAGGAAUUGGUCCCGUCGAUACGAGUAGCAAACGAGAGCCGUGAGUUAAUCCUGAAUUGCUGCACGGAAUUCAUCCAUCUGAUCAGUUCGGAAGCGAACGAAGUGUGCAACCUGAGAAACAAGAAAACAAUAAACGCGGAGCAUGUUUUGGAAGCACUAGAUCGAUUGGGGUUCAAGGAUUACAAACACGAAGCUGAAGCGGUACUAAAUGACUGCAAGCAGGUGGCAGCCAAACGGCGAAGGCAAAGCACUCGGUUGGAAAACUUGGGCAUUCCGGAGGAGGAGCUGCUGAGACAACAGCAAGAACUUUUUGCCAAGGCCCGCGAAGAACAGGCAGCUGCCGAACAGCAGCAAUGGUACAGUCUUCAGCAAAACGCAGAACUUUACCAGAAGCAGUUGUCCCAAGAUGAGGAUGAUAGUGACGACUACUAGGUGGAAAGGUACGAUAAUUUGGGAGUUUAAUAGGCUUAAUUGUAUAAAAGGAACAAUAAAAUGUAAUUGAAUUUCGUGUA
Messenger RNA from Topomyia yanbarensis, 750 nucleotides. RefSeq names its product protein Dr1 (gene NC2beta). The record is from RefSeq and is a predicted model, not a curated record. NCBI's taxonomy places the organism in Eukaryota, Metazoa, Arthropoda, Insecta, Diptera, Culicidae. Bases 149 to 670 code for a protein of 173 amino acids. Gene Ontology annotation, molecular function: core promoter sequence-specific DNA binding; general transcription initiation factor activity; protein heterodimerization activity. Gene Ontology annotation, cellular component: negative cofactor 2 complex. The transcript has 2 exons. Gene Ontology annotation, biological process: chromatin remodeling; RNA polymerase II preinitiation complex assembly; negative regulation of transcription by RNA polymerase II.